GGAAGCGACUGAUCCUCCAAGGACAGCACAGGACUUCCUUCUGCAGCACCAUGGAGUUGCUGUCACGACUCUCAGCGGUGGCCUGCAUUCUCUCGCUCCAGAUGUGCGCUGCUGAACUGGGCGCUGAGCAAAACUCUGGCACCAACGGUACGUCCCUGCAGGAUUCCAUUGUACGCGACUGCAGUGAUCUGCCCUUCGGCUCCCCCAGCGGAGUGUACCUGAUCCACCCUGACUUCCAAACUCCGACCCCGGCCUACUGUGACAUGGACGAUGGCGAGGGAUGGACCGUCUUCCAAAGAAGAGCCGAUAUUUCACCGAGACAGGAUUUCUACAAGGACUGGGCGACGUACAAGUGGGGUCUGGGAAGUUUAACAGGAGAGUUCUGGUGGGGACUUCACCACCUCUGGCAGCUGACCUCCCAACUAGACCGCGUUUACGAGUUACGGGUCGACCUCUGGGAUUUUGCAGAGCAGACGGCGUACGCCACCUACCAGAAGUUCACCAUCGCGUCCGAGGCCGACGGCUACCGACUGCACUUUGUUGAUUCCUCGUACGCCGGGGACGCUGGAGACAGUCUAAGCUACCACAACGGAAUGAAGUUCUCCACAUUUGACAGAGACAACAACGCUCACUCGGGUAACUGUUCAUCUUUAGACCAUGGAGCAUGGUGGUAUAAUGCCUGUCAGAGAUGCAACCUCAACGGAGUGUACAUUCCGGGGUCAACUGAACCGAGUAGGUCCGUCCGGUGGAUGGACUGGAGGGGCGACUACAGUCUGAACGCCACCACAAUGAAGAUCAGACCCACAAAUACGCUCUAAGUGCAUGAACGUUGCAAGUAGCAAAUCCAAACUUUCGUUGGGCUGCACUCUACUAAUUUGUUUUCGUUUCGGCAAAACUCGUAUUUAGCUUUGUGCAGCUGUUUUUGUUCAACGGCUAAAAGGUACUUAUGCAUUUUUGUUCUGUGUGCUUACUCAGGAAAACAAAACAAAAAUCGAAUGUACCAUCGAAAUCAGUUUCAGCAAUAAACUGAACAUGCUC
Messenger RNA from Amphibalanus amphitrite, 1038 nucleotides. RefSeq names its product microfibril-associated glycoprotein 4-like. NCBI's taxonomy places the organism in Eukaryota, Metazoa, Arthropoda, Thecostraca, Balanomorpha, Balanidae. The record is from RefSeq and is a predicted model, not a curated record. Bases 51 to 818 code for a protein of 255 amino acids. The transcript has a single exon.